AUGGCUUCUGGAUCGUCUGGUCGCGGUAACCCCGAUUCUAAAGGCUUUGAUUUUGCUUCUGAUGACAUCUUAUGCUCCUACGAAGACUUUUCCAACAGGGAUUCCAAUUCCAAUGGCAAUCACAACGAUUCUGUAAUCGCCCCUACUUCAACCACGGAUUUUCACAAAUCAAGGGUAGCAAGGACAUCUGUUUUUCCUGUUACUGCCUAUAAUCCACCUGAAGAUUCUUUAAGCCAAGAUGUGAUUGCAACUGUGGAGAAGAGUAUGAAGAAAUAUGCGGACAACCUCAUGCGAUUUCUCGAGGGAAUUAGUUCAAGGCUCUCACAGUUGGAGUUAUAUUGCUACAAUCUUGACAAAUCUAUUGGAGAAAUGAGAUCUGAUUUAAAUCGUGACCACGGGGAGCAAGAUUCAAAGCUUAAAUCUCUUGAAAAGCAUCUUCAGGAAGUAAGUUUCAACUUCAUUUGGUAA
Lathyrus sativus (Indian pea) is the source of this 468-nucleotide messenger RNA. NCBI's taxonomy places the organism in Eukaryota, Viridiplantae, Streptophyta, Magnoliopsida, Fabales, Fabaceae. The record is from the annotation of a GenBank genome assembly.